AUGACAGACAUCAAAGAACCCCCACAGCCGGAGGAGUGGCACCUGAUUGGCCUUCUUUCUUCCUUUCCAGACAUAAGCCAAGACAACGAGCGCCGUCAUGUGCUACCGGGCUGCAAGACACUUAGUGUUCCGAAGACAGACAAACCGCAGCGAACAAACCGCUUAUCAGAUCUUGAUUAUCAGGUGCUCGUGUUCAAGUAUAAGGGAUUUCUGCACGCCAUUGACAAUGCAUGGAGUGUUUUUGAUAUCGAGGAUUUGGGGACGCCGCAUGGCGCUGGUAUACGCUGUUUUCGACAUGGAUGGAAAUUCGAUCUUUUCACUGGGCAGGGAGAUGCCGGUCCCCAUAAGCUUAAUUUGUGGGAUAUUGAGCUGCGGGAUAUUUCAUUGGAGGCUGGGGAUAUAUCUGCGACUGCUGAUAAAGAGGUAUGGGUUAGGAGGCCACCACAGGCUCGGUGA
Molecule: messenger RNA, 456 nt
Organism: Penicillium soppii
Lineage: Eukaryota; Fungi; Ascomycota; Eurotiomycetes; Eurotiales; Aspergillaceae
Product: Rieske (2Fe-2S) protein
Exons: 2
Coding region: 1-456 (151 amino acids)
Molecular function (GO): 2 iron, 2 sulfur cluster binding
Source: RefSeq, a predicted model, not a curated record